CAGGAUAGGCUUAAUAUCCAGUUCGUGUGUCUCUCCCCUUUCCCCUUUCAGUCAACAUUCAAUACUGCUGCGUAUUUCUACUAAUAUAUAAUGUAGGAAAAUAUAAAGUAAAUUAUUAGAAAUUAUGUCACAGUAUACAGUAAAUUAGCAUUUAUUUAGUGAAAUCAGGUUACAGAGUAUCAGAGGAGCGGGUGCUAAUAGGCUAACUAACUCACCAAACAAAACGAGCAGGAAGUUGUCCAUCACUACUCCUGUGAAUCUGUCCUUGUCCUAAUCUCAUAAAUUAUUUGUCCAAAUCCAAAAUGGCUCCGAAAAAGCAGAAGAAAAGCAAAGCGUCAGGAGGCUCGAAGAAGGAAGAAGACAAAGAAAAGGAGGCAGAAAGAGAAGCACAGUUACACAGAGAGUAUGAGUCUCUGACUGAAACACUCAUCAACCUCAAGAAGAGGAAAGAGCAACUACGAAGAGAUAAUGAGGUUCUUCAGAGAGAGGCCGACCAGAUAUGCAUGGACAGUCAAGAGUACAUGUCGUACAUGUCGAAGCGGGCGCAGAAGCGACAGAAUGCAAGUGUUACCCUGACUGAUCCGAGGCAGCAGAGGCUGGAAGAGCUCAGUAAACAGAGAGAGGAGAUGGUGGAAAAACACAAAGAGUGGGUCAACGGUCUGAAGAAGGACAUUUUGGAGAAGGAGACUGAGUUGGCUAUGUUGAAUCUUGAAAUAACUAAGCUCGAGGAUGUUAAGAGUCUGCAGCAGCAACAGUUGGAUCGUAUAGCUGAGCUGAAGGAGGAGGUGGUUACUGUAAACUGUCAUCACUGCAAGACUCUUCAUACUCUAAAAGCUAAAAGCCUCAUGGAAAAGGAGCGCUACAAGGCUGAGUCUAAACGCAUGCUAUGGGAAGUCAUCUGCCAAGUUAAUAAGGAAGCUUCUGUCUCUAUGCUUGCUUACAUACAGCGGGUGACUGAAGAGAAUUUUUGUAUGUAUAAAGAACUGCAGCAGCUGAUCCAGAGAGCUCAAGCUCUGCGCAGCCACCAGCAGUUCCUGCAGACGCAGCGCAGACAAAUCCUGCUGGAGAAAAAGUGUGUGCAGGAGCUGCAGCGUUUGCGUACCUCCACAGCACAAGGGGGCAUCAGUACAGGAGUAGCUGCAGAUCCUGCGAUACUGGAUAAUAACCCAUGCUUUGAUUAGUUUUAUGUUCACCUAAUAUAACUUAUUGUACAAGUUGAUUAUUCUGUUAUUUUUUUAGGUUGUCAUUUUAAAUUAAAUGUGAACUCAUUUUAUAAUGAGAAAGCCUUAGUGCAGCUUUUGAUACUAUAGAUCACACGAUUCUCCUUGAUAGAUUAGAAAAUGUUGUUGGGAUUAAGGGAACAGUCCUCUCCUGGCUCAGGUCUUAUCUGACCGAUCGUUAUCAGUUCGUAGAUGUAAAUGGUGAUUUCUCACCAAUCAAUAGCUUCCACUGUUAUGCUGAUGAUACACAGUUGUAUGUUUCAGUGAAGCCAGAGGACAGACAGAAGCUUAGUAAAGUUGAGGAUUGUGUAAAGGACAUUAUACGUUGGAUGUUAACUAACUUCCUUUUACUUAAUUCUGAUAAAACAGAAAUACUUUUAUUAGG
This is a messenger RNA of Ictalurus furcatus (blue catfish), 1605 nucleotides long. It is a transcript of the gene ccdc166, whose product is annotated as coiled-coil domain containing 166. The coding region runs from base 303 to 1181 and encodes 292 amino acids. The record is from RefSeq and is a predicted model, not a curated record. NCBI's taxonomy places the organism in Eukaryota, Metazoa, Chordata, Actinopteri, Siluriformes, Ictaluridae. The transcript is spliced from 8 exons.